AUGCACGCGCGACGCAAGUCGGAAGAGCAAACAGACGAAAAAUGGGAAAUGUAUCCAGCAAACGCCGAAAAGGCUUCUCGCGAUCGUCGCUCAAAUUUACGACUGAUAUGGUCUCCGGCGUCAGAAGCUCUCUCUUCUUUAGCCCAGAGGUUUGGCAAUGUCGUCUGGGAUAUCAUAUUUUCGAAAUUACAACAACCCCAGGGAACCCAAGAAGCUCCUGAAUGGCUGACCGCUAUCAAGGACGAUGAGAAUGACAUGGAUCCUUGGGAAGAACGAUCUUGGAGAGACCCUACUGCACAUAAGCUUCGGGAUGCCGCUGCAAAUUGGCUCGAUAAGCAUUACCACUGCAAGAUCAUCACUUCGCAAGUUUGGCAAUCCAAAGGCUCUGCACUCCACACGCUGCGAGAACUGUACCGCUCCAUCAUCUCCUACCCCGAUCGGGCAUUGCAAACGGUAUCCUUAUCCUGCUUGCUCGCAUAUAAGUCGCCCCACCUCCAGCAUCAUGAGGAGAAGUUACGCCUCCUCCUCGACGAAACUAAGUGGAGAGACGAGUUGACGUCUUUGCAUUUGUCGUCGAUAGAGAUCAAGGACCGACCGCAGCUAGUGGAUGUCAUCGUUCGUCUGCUAUAUGGGCUCACGUUGGAAAGGAAGGGUCGCUCUAGGGGUAGUAAUCGCCGGGCUGCUGUGCUGACAGCAUCGGCAGGAUGCACAGACCAGGAACUCUCUCUUCUAGUGGAUCUGAUGUUGAAACCGAUGCAGUCUGACAGCCAUGCUUGCCAGGAUGACAUGUUCUCACUGUGCAAUAUUUUCUCAGACGUCUCAUUGAAGCAGCAAUCUGGUUACCUGACUUUGUCGGGUGACAAGCAGCUGUCGAAUGUGACGGCAGCCGAGGCUGUCGAGCAGGUGGAAAACGAAGCGGACGAAGAGGAGAGCGAAGUCGGAGAGGUAUUCUAUUCCACAGCCUUGCGUUCCGUGAGGCAACAAGGCCUCAAGCGGCUUGCCGAUUUCUUUCGCUACCCGGUUGAAUUUGACUUCACACCCUAUCUCUUCGCGUCAUUUUCCGAUAUCGUUGCUCCAUGUCUGGAGUUAUUGGAUCAAGAGAACAAGCCCCUUCCGCGCUCAUGGAAUUGUUCUAUAUAUAGACCAGUCGACCAGAGUAUUCGGUGCAGCCUUGUACAACACGACCCUCGUGUACUGCCAAAGAUUCUCGACUGCCUUGUCGCGGCCAACAUCAAGCCAGCAGUGAUCAACAGAGUAUUCGACAUCGUAGAGCGCCUGCUGCUGUAUUCUGCGGAUGACAGUCGAUUCCUGGAUUUGCUCAUUCAGCCAUAUAUAUCGCAGUUGCUCAAGAACCUCACAACUUUGGUCGAACGCACAAAGGCUGAUGCAGCGCUUUCAAGUCCAAUUACUCAGCGCCAAAUCAGCCUACUUUCGGAGGUCGCUCGUUACGCUGGAGAUUCUAUGCAAACCUUGACUCUACUCAGCCUUCUCUCCCCUUUGCUACGCAAGUCUAGCAGAAUCAUAUCUGAGAAAGUCAAAGUCAAGCUUCUCGGCACCCUCGGUCAUAUAUUCCCUCUACUCACUGAGCUGUCAAUCCUCGAUAUUGGGUGUUUUCAGGAGGGCGGAGAGAGCAACAGCGCAGACGUUGACAGCUGGGACGACAGAUGA
This is a messenger RNA of Suillus paluster, 1668 nucleotides long. RefSeq names its product down-regulated in metastasis-domain-containing protein. The transcript is spliced from 4 exons. The coding region runs from base 1 to 1668 and encodes 555 amino acids. The record is from RefSeq and is a predicted model, not a curated record. Lineage: Eukaryota; Fungi; Basidiomycota; Agaricomycetes; Boletales; Suillaceae. Gene Ontology annotation, cellular component: small-subunit processome; nucleolus; 90S preribosome.